CACUCGCACCCUCGAUCAUCGUCGCCACUGGCUCCUACCUGGCGAACGUGCGGACCAGCGCCUUCGUUGAAAGGACCAGGAUCUUGGGCAAGGCGCCUGACCCGGCUGCCGGUCGCGAGCCUGUGUCGCGUCUUGCUCGGUGGAGGGAGAAGCGCCAACCGCGGAUGAAUUGACUGUUGCGAGUCCAGGUGAGUCAGUCCGUCAUGCCGUCCACUAACCAUGGUAGUCGUGCAGGAUCUGGCGUGUCUUUCCGCGCCGAGGCGACGAGUGUCGUCCUCGCAUUCGAUGCAGACGGCCGACCCAUGCACGAGAAUGAGGAAGAAGACGAAAUCCCCCGACACAAACUGCGCAUGAGCUUCAAGGCAUCCUACGAACCUCCCAUCGCGUCGUUCCGACUCGACACCAACGUCUUCGGGCGCGACGACGGCGGCAAAAAGGAGAAAACGGCACUCUACUUCGAUGUUCCCCCACACCACAUCUCCUCGCUCCAACACACGCAUGACGUCGACACCGCCGAGCUCGACCAAGAUGACCUGCAGCAUUUCGCGGGCGGCGUGACGCGCGUCCGGUUCCUGCUUAAACGUCCCGGCCACCUUGUCCUGCCUGUCCGCGAUCUUUCCCUCAAACCCACCUCGCAACGGGUUCUUGCCUCCUUGAAGUUACUGGCCACCACGGCCGAGUUCGUCCUGUAUCUGCCGCACACGGCCCUGUCGAAGCACCAGUUACACCUUCUCGAGGAUUCCGUCACCUCACCGACCUCCCGCCACGACCGGCAGCAGCAGGACAAGGAACGUCAGUGGUGGCUGGGCGCCUUGUACGGGGGUGUUGGCGGAAGGGUGUACGCUGCCGCUGGCGACGACUACGAUGACGAUACCACGGCUUCCGAGUCGGGCGAGUCGACCGUGGCCACGGCGACGCCGCCGGCUUACCGGAGGGCGCCCGACAAUGAAGAUGCCGAGGCUGGUGCUGCUCCCGAACCCGACGACGCUUACGCCGCAGAUGACUUGGGCGGCGCAGUGGACAGUCCGCCUCCGUACAACCAGCUCGAGACAGAAGCUGCCCAGGCUGAAGUGAAAGGCAAACAACCCGGCAAACGACUGCGCGAUAGCCCAGAACCAGACGUCCGGCUCUACCGGAGGCGCUUGCUAAGUCCCGCCGAUGUCAAACCAUGGUCGUCAACCGAUGCGUCGUCUCUGGAGAAGCUGGAGUCCAACCCGGUGGCCAUGGUGCUGUCGAAACUGGAGCAAGUGCUUCGGCGAGCCCAGGCCGCCGAGGAGGAGAACAGGCUUCUCAAGGCCGAACUGUCCUCCAUGCGAGAACGGCAAGACCGGCUGGACGCCAAGCUGGAGGAGGUGGCGCACCAGCACGACCAGAGGAUGCAGGGCCUCGAGAGCGAGGGCGCCGACCUCGACCGCCGCAUCAAUAGCCUCGAGGAGCGUCAGGCCGAGCUGGAGGAGCGCCAGGGCAAGACGGAGGAUAAGUGCGAUACCAUCGAAGUAGAUAUAGCGGAUCACGUUCAUAGCGCGUUGCGGGACAGGCUCAUAGGUGCCUUGGAGACAAUGUGAUCAUGUGCGAGCAAUCUGUGUUACCCGUGAAGUUGAUUGUCUAUUAACUGCGGCUAACCCUGCUAACCGAUCCCACCAGUGGCCCGGAAAUGGCUUGUACAGACGAAAAGAAACAAGGUGGGGGGAAAUGUCUAUAGAAAACAAAAGUAAAACAAGAAAAAAAAAAGAACAA
This is a messenger RNA of Chaetomium strumarium, 1737 nucleotides long. RefSeq lists its product as uncharacterized. The record is from RefSeq and is a predicted model, not a curated record. The transcript has 2 exons. The coding region runs from base 204 to 1565 and encodes 453 amino acids. NCBI's taxonomy places the organism in Eukaryota, Fungi, Ascomycota, Sordariomycetes, Sordariales, Chaetomiaceae.